Molecule: messenger RNA, 6956 nt
Organism: Gopherus evgoodei (Goodes thornscrub tortoise)
Lineage: Eukaryota; Metazoa; Chordata; Testudines; Testudinidae
Gene: CRYBG2
Product: crystallin beta-gamma domain containing 2
Exons: 21
Coding region: 351-6314 (1987 amino acids)
Source: RefSeq, a predicted model, not a curated record
CCGACAGGCUCCUGGCUAAGAAAGGAGCGAGGGAAGGCUUGUCUGUCCCUGGCAGCUGGGUGAGUGGGGGGCCCUCCACUGGCCUCUAGCCCUCCGGUUGCUAAUGUCUCUCAGGGCUGAAGACCAGGCAGGCUCCCCACAGUGGGACCCCCCCCAGAGCCAAGAAAGGGGGCAUCAGGAGGCGACUCGCCUGGCUUUUCUCCAGAAGUGAGAUCAGCCUGACGGAGCUGCAGCGGAAGGAGGGCAUCAGGGAUGGCCCCAGCGCCCCAGGAGCUGCAGCCCACCAGGAUGGGAAAGGGAAGGGCAGGAGGAAAGAGAAGAGGAGCAAGUUGCAGGGGUCUUUGCAGAGGAUGGCUGAGGAGGACAAGAUCUCAGCUGGGGGAAGAUGCAGCGAGGAGCCCCCCCAUCCCAGCGGGCCCCAGAAGGCAUCUUCGAAGCUGCAAGCUCUCAGCUACUCAGAGUCUGACCUCUGGAGGAACGGCCUCCUGCGGACGUUUGGGACCCUGCCCUGGCGGAGGCUGCAAAGCAGCCAGCUGGAGCUCUCAGGCACUGGCGCUGGUGGUACGGGUCAUCUGGGGAGCUCACUGGGCCAGUCCUGGCCUUUUGCACGGCUACAGAGACCUGCGGUUGGCAGUGAUUUGGAUAUGGCGGGCCGGCUUGACUUGUGCUCUGCUGGGAACCUGGCCGGAGAGCAGAAGACUCCAAAGCCAUCUGCUUGGCCCAUGGACACGGGGAAUUUGAAGCCAGCCACACCCAGCCAGGUGGAAAUCUUCACAUCCUUUGGCUCUCUGCUGGACAAAGAAGAUGGGAGCUCCUGGGGAGAAUCUGUCUCUAUUGGCAGCACCUCCCUGGACAUCCCUGCCAGCCCCAAGAUGCAGGGGGAAGACUACAAGCAUCCAGCCUCCCAGGAGGAACCCAGCAGAGCCCCAGAGCCUCUGACAGAAUGGGCUGAAAGCCUUUUCCAAGAGUAUUUAGACUCAGGGACCUUCCGCCCUAAGGCAGUGGGACAGCCAGACCAUGUGAGCCAUGGCCAUAGGGAAUCUAUCUCUGAACCGGAGACCUGUCCGUUUGCCAGUCCUUCCUAUAAUCAGAUCAGCAGGAUGGAGGAACCUGCAAUAGGCAGAGAAAGCCCAGAACGGCCUCUGGAGACUAUCCAGGGGGUUGAACCCGCCCCUGCCAAGAGACCUGUGAAGAUCUGCUACAAGGUAAUGAUCACUCUGACCAAGGAGCAGGAAGAGGCUGCGAAGAGCAGAGCAGAGGAUCUGCCUAGGGUAUGUGGGAAUGGACUGGGUUCCCACGGAGCCGCGAAGCCAGCUGGGGAAGCAGGAGUUUCUCAGGAGGUUGCUGAGUUGCAGAAAAUGGAUGAGCAAUGUCAUGGGGAACCAGCCAGACCGGCUCCCCAGCUGGCAGCACGCAAGGAAUUCCAAAACUUCAUGCUGCAAAGGGAGGGUACUGCUGGGGUGACCGGGCAGGUCCACCCAGUCACAGGGUGCCUGGUGACACCGCUGCAAGGAUCAGUGCCCAGCCCCAGGCAGAGACGGGACUGGCAGGAACAGAGCCUGUCCCACUGCAGGGAUCUCUCGGUAGUGAAAGGGAGAGCCGUCCGCGCGGCAGGAGCCCCGGCCAGCAGCGCCCCCAGCUCCUUCGGGCUGUGCAGAGAGGGUGAGGAGGCCCAGUCAGAGAGAGCCUGUGACGCUGGGACGGGGCUAGACGAGAUGAAGAAGGUCGGUGGUAGCGCCUGCGCCCAUCACCCCAAGCCGGGAAAGUCGACUCAGAGCACCUGGUUCAGCUGGAAGAAAGCGCCUGCUGAUCAGCCCGAGGAAGAGGCCAAGCCCUGCAUCCGCAAGGUCUCUCUGCUGUCGCGGAGGUUAGAGGCUGCUGCCAGCUCCUCCCGGGUGGCGAUGCUGCUGGAGGCCUGGGAAAAGGGGACAAUAGGCAGGGAAUCUGUAGACUUGCCUUCUCCAACAGACAGCAGCUGCUCCCGAUCUCCCGGCCCGCAGAAGGAUUUCUCUGAACACACUCCCGUGUUCUCACAGAUCUAUUCGCCGGUUCAAAAGGAGACGAGGCCGACAGAAAGGGGAAAGCAGGCUGCUGAUAGCACUACGGUCACUGAAUCCCAGAGGGAUGGCCACCUGUCCCGCGUUGCCAGCACCGCCAUACCCACUGGGUCCCCAAGAGAAAGCCACAAGCCCAGUGCUCGUAGCACCACUACACCCACUGGGUCCCCAAGAGAAAGCCACACGCCCAGUGCUCGUAGCACCACUACACCCACUGGGUCCCCAAGAGAAAGCCACACACCCAGUGCGGUUGGCACCAAUACGCCCAUUUGUUCCCCAAGAGAAAGCCACGGGCCCAGUGCUUUUGGCAUCACUCCUGUGACCAGUUCCCAAAGGCAAUGGCACUUCCCAAAUGCUGGCAGCACGACUGUAUUUAGAUCCGAAAGAGAAAUCCUCAUGCUCAAAGCCGGAAGCACUGUUGGGUUUAGAUCCGGAAGAGAAGUCAUUGUGCCUACCGUUGAGAGCACCAGUGUAAGCGAAUUCACACGAGGGAGCGGCACGUCUGUCCCUGGAUCCCCAAGCGAAAGCUGCUGGCAAUGUGCUGGUGGAAGCCUGAUGGCCCUUGGUGAGGCUGCUAGUAGCUCUGCAGCUGGAUCGCCGGGAGAAAACUGCAUGAUGCAAGCUGGCAGCACUGAUGUGAGUGAAUCCCAAGGAGAUAGGGGCAUACUGGGCGCCUUUAGCACCAGCAUAACUGAGCCCCAGAUGCAGACCAGUCCCUUUGCUGUGAGCAGAUCUGAAACUGAAUGCAGCCUGCCAGGUCCGGGUGGCACAGCCACAGCUGGGUCAGAAAUGGAAAGCAGCGUGCCAAACACUGAGGGGGCUGUUUUAGCUGCACCCGGGACAAAGAACACAUCUAAGGCUGCUGGCGAACCUGGAAAUAGCACCCAAGCCGAAAGUGGCAAUCCAGAGCCUUCUAGAGUGCAGCUGUUGGCCUCCCAGGCUAAGGUCAGGGGAGAGGGGGAUGAACCAGCUCGGAACUCUGAGGGAUCUGCCCAAGAGCCAAACGUUUCAUCCGAAGAGACCAAGGCCUCCCCUGAAGCCUUGAGCCAUGCCCAGCCAACGGGGAGUCACCAGGAGAUGACAGAGGAGGACCCCGACCUGUCUGUGGACAUGGAACUUUUGGUGGACACCCUCCGCAACAUGGAGCCCUCCGAAAUCCGAAAGCCUCCCAAGAUCUCCCGGCUGUCGCGCUGUUCCUCGCGUGGAAAAUACGCCACCCUGCCACCCAUUGAUGAGUAUCACAUCGCUCCCAAGUCCCAGGUUCCCUUCCCGGAGGCCCUCAGCGAGCUUUUUGGUCGGACGGAAUGGAAGCAGCUGGAGGAGAAUGGACCGAAACAGGAGAAUGUGGAUCCCUCUGGGGAGGAGGAAGAGGAGAUAGAGAACCCGUAUCUCAGUAAGGAUGAGAAGCCACAGGCCAAAGAGGAGCCCAGGAAAGUUUACCCCUGGGAAAACAUGUCAGCUGAAAUAGAAGAGAAGACGCUGUCUCUCCUGGGGAAGUUGAGGCAGCCCCCAGGGGAUGAGAAGGCUUCCAGGAAUCAGAGCAUCCUUUUCAACGCUAACAUCCUCAAAGGCGCCUCCCUGCUGAAAGAGCUCCAGGAGCAGAAGGCAGUCCCCACAGAAGACAAGCCCUACUCCCGCUUGAACAGCAGCCUCCUCUACAGACGGUACGUCUCCUCUGUGACGCCCCCACUCAAAGCUCUGGAGAAGGAGCGAGAAGGAAGGAGCUCACCCACGCCAAUUGACCCGGCUCUGCUAAAUGCCAGCAGGCAGAGCUGGAUGCCACCCAAUGGACCACAGUUGAAACCCUGCGAACAGCUGACCUCUGAGCCUUCCCCCGCUGGACUCCAGGAGAUGACAAGAGUCCUCUCUCUGGACCCUCAGAAGGCACCAGGCACAGACAAAAACACUGGCCAGAUUCCUCUGCUCUUCGUGGAGGCUGAGCAGAAAAAUACUCCUCCCCCGUUGCUGGGGCACCCUGCAGCUGGGCAAGAGGCAAAGAACCCCUCCCCGAAGCUCAACGGGAGACCUGGGAAGAUCAUUCUGUUCUCCGAGUCGGGCUUUGUGGGCCAGAAGAGGGAGAUCUGGGGCGACGUCGCCGAUGCUACGUCCUGGGAGCUCUCCCACACUAUCUCCAUCCAGGUGGUCCGAGGGUGCUGGGUGAUGUACGAGAAGCCGCGGUUCCACGGGCGGAAGUGUGUGCUGGCCGAGGGGGAUGUGGAGAUCAACAAUCCAUGGACAGCCUAUGGGAAAGACGGGGAGGCGCCUGAGAACGCGCCCUUCCGCAUCGGCUCCUUCAAGAGGGUGGUGAGGGAUUACCGGAUCCCCGAGAUCAGUUUGUUUACUGAGGAGAAUGGAGAAGGCACAAAAGUGAAGUUCACGGAUUCCUCAGAAGACACCCGGGUCCGUGGCAAGCCCUUGAAGGCCUCUUCCAUCAUUGUCCACUCUGGCCUGUGGCUCAUUUACUCCAAACCUUUCUUUGAUGACGACCCCUAUGUUUUGGAGCCUGGCGGGUAUCCCAAUUUAAAAGCCUGGGGUGCGAAGGACCCUUCCGUCUGCUCUAUGCAUCCUAUUAAACUGGGCUGCCCUGCUGUAGAAAAACCUGGAGAGCCCAAGGCAGUGAUCUACGAGAAGGCAUGUUUCCAGGGCCACAGCUGCGAAGUGAACCGAGACAUCUAUGCUCUGAAGAAAGAGGAGAACAGCCAGGGCCCUGUGAUGUCCACGGUGGGGUCUCUGCGCAUCCUGGGGGGCUGCUGGGUUGGCUAUGAGAAGGAGGGGUUCCGGGGCCACCAGUAUCUGCUGGAGGAAGGCGAAUACCAUGACUGGACGCAGUGGGGAGGCUACAGUGACGAGCUGGUGUCCUUACGGCUGAUCCGGACGGACUUCUCGGACCCGGCGCUGGUGCUUUUCAAGGCCUUGGACUUCCAGGAUGGGCCCAGUGUGGAGCUAAGCGAAGCGCUGCCCAACGUGGAGCUGGCUGGCUAUGGAAUCACAACCCAGUCCAUCCAUGUGCUGAGUGGAGUGUGGGUGGCCUAUGAGAACACAAAUUUCUCAGGCGAGCAGUACAUCCUGGAGAAAGGAGUGUAUCGGAACUGUGAGGACUGGGGAGCCAGUGCCGGCCGGAUCGCCUCUGUGCAACCUGUCCUCCAGGUUGGGCAGCACAGUCUGCAUUUUGUCUCCAGGAUCCAGCUGUUCUCAGAUCCCGAUUACCUGGGUGAUCAUGUCUCCUUUGAGGACGAUCAGGUGUCCCUGCCGGAGGCCUUCGCUCCCCAGUCCUGCAGGGUCCAUGGAGGCAGCUGGAUUCUCUACGACCGCUGGGAGUUCGAGGGGGAACAGCACGUUCUAUCGGAUGGUGAGUAUCCGACGCUCACUGCCAUGGGCUGCGUCUCAUCCACGGCCAUCCGGUCACUGCAGAAGGUCCCAAUUGUAAGUAUUUCAAAUCCCAAUGCCGCUGCUUCCUCCCCAUUCUCAGUUUCUUGUCUUUGCCCCCAGCGUCUGCCCGUUUGGAUGUGUAUCGCCAUGUGCAUUCUCCCUGCCUGCCCCAUCCUGCCGCUUCGCUGCCUCCAUUCCUUUCUCUUUUCCCUGCAGUUUUUCUCGGAGCCCUCAAUCUUCCUGCAUGGGCUGGAGUGUUUCGAAGGGAAGGAGAUAGAGCUGACCAGCGAGGUGCGGAGCCUGCAGGCUGAGGGCUUCAAUAACCAUGUGCUGUCUGUGCGCGUGAAAGGCGGGAUAUGGGUGCUGUGUGAACACAGCAACUUCCGAGGCCGCCAGUGGCUGCUGGACUGUACGGAGAUCACCAACUGGCUGACCUACAGCGGGCUUCAGCAUGUAGGCUCUCUCUACCCCAUCAGGCAGAGACGGAUCUACUUCCGGAUAAAAAACGCAGAGCUGCAGUUCUUCCUCUCUGUCCCAGACGACGUUGAGGACAUGAAAGCAGGACGCGUGGUGGUCUCGGACCUGAGUGACCAGAGCAGCUCCAUCUGGUACUACGAGGAGGGGCUCAUCAAAAACCAGGUUGCCCCCACCAUGAGCCUGCAGGUGAUUGGUCUGGGCGAGAAAGGCGCCAAGGUGGUGCUGUGGGCUGAGAGCCGAGUUCCCCGCCAGACCUGGAGAAUCGAUUCUUUCGGGCGGAUCUGUAGCCAGAUGUUUGAGGACAUGAUCCUGGAUGUGAAAGGGGGCAGACUGUAUGACCGAGAUCACGCCAUCCUCUGGGACGUGGCUGAGGAAAGACCCACGCAGAUCUGGGACAUACAAGUGCUCUAAGAGCUUACAUUCAGGCCUGGAUCCUGUUGGAGGUGUCACCAAGUGCCCCCAGCUCUUCCCAUGGUCUUUCUGGGUUAUCAGGGUUCCCUGCAAACUGAUUCAGAGGUGCUCCUACCAGAAAGUAUCCCCUGCCCUGGAAUGGAGCCUGGACGGGCACGUCUCUGCAGCCUCUCCUCUGCCCGCUGGCCAUUCUAGGGUUGUGACUACUCCAGUUCAACCCUUUGUCAAUUCCAGGGAUUACCUGGGAGUGAAGGUGGCACUGACUAUCCUGUUUCAGCAUUCAGGGGCUCAUCAGGACCCACCUAAACUAUAGCGAAUCACCCGUGUAGUGCCAUGCGGUACCCGUGUGCACACAUGUUGUGAGUGCGAGCAAUGGGCCAUCUGGAGUCCUCAGGCUCCAAGCCGGCUCUGGUGCGACUGAUUUGGGCUGUACAGCAAAGACUGAAACGCAGACUCCUGCCCUGUCAUGGCUUCCUAAGCCCCUGUAUUUAUGUGUGCGUCAGAUACAAUCCUUUUUCUAACACCAGCUCUCUGGCUGGGUGCUUGGUUUGUACCACCAGUCGCGCGCUAACAUACUCGUUGAGUUGGUCUCUGAGAUGCCGCUCAAUGGAUGGACGUGAGACACUAGGGCAGGGGUUCUCA